Ricinus communis (castor bean) is the source of this 1803-nucleotide messenger RNA. Its product is annotated as ethylene-responsive transcription factor ESR2. NCBI's taxonomy places the organism in Eukaryota, Viridiplantae, Streptophyta, Magnoliopsida, Malpighiales, Euphorbiaceae. Gene Ontology annotation, biological process: regulation of DNA-templated transcription. The record is from RefSeq and is a predicted model, not a curated record. Bases 250 to 1566 code for a protein of 438 amino acids. Gene Ontology annotation, molecular function: DNA binding; DNA-binding transcription factor activity. The transcript has a single exon.
CCAGCGUCCCCACAGACUUUAAUUAGGUUACUAUAUUAUAUGUCUACCUAUAAAUAGUACAACCAGGUGCCGUUAACCAAACAAUUCUCAACUCGUUCUUGAAUUCAAGAAAACCCAUUUCCUUCUCCUCUCUCUCUCUUUAAUCUUUAGCUAAAACCUUUCUUGUUGAUUUUCUUGCUUUCACUUCUUUUCUGGUAACCCAUUUCUUUCUUCUUUUCUUGUAGUAGUGUCAGCUGUGCAAGUUCUCCAAUGGAGGAAGCACUUAGAAGGCUAAAUGGAAUGACCCACCUCCAAGAAUCCAUAAUCCCACAAGAACCCAUCACCGACAACCAAAAAAAGAACACAAAUGGAUCCAGUCGCACCACCCCCACCCCCACCACCACAACCACUACAAACAAAAGGUCACUAAAAGAAACUAGUGGUGGCACUGGCUGUACCAUGAGGUACCGUGGAGUACGUAGAAGACCAUGGGGUCGUUAUGCAGCUGAAAUAAGAGAUCCUCAGUCUAAAGAAAGGCGUUGGCUUGGCACUUUUGACACAGCAGAGGAAGCUGCUUGUGCUUAUGACUGUGCAGCUAGAGCCAUGCGUGGCCUUAAAGCUCGCACAAAUUUUGUUUACCCUUCUUCUGAUCUUCACUCUACAACUGAUCACCAUUUCCUCCCUCCAUUUAAUUUCUCUAAACAAGCCCAACCAUCCGUUAGAGAUCUUCCUUCUCGCCAUUCUAACACUAAUUCUUCAAAUUGGUCAUCUUUUAGCAAUCCUCAUGUUGCUGACUUUUCUGGGUGUGCAACACAAAGGACUAGCGUAAAUGCUGCUUCUUCUUUGAACAUGCUUCUCUUUCGUGAUUUUCUUAACCCUUCUUCUGGUUAUAAUACUCCUCAGGGGUUAUACGAUCAGUUUCCCUCGUAUGUUAAUGGGCCUUCUAGUUCUAGUUGUACUUCUGUUUCUACUACUUCGAUGUCUAAUGCCUCUUUGGUGAAUCCUUCUAGUGGUUCGAAUGUUUCUGACACUUUUACAGGUUCGUCUCUGAGUUCUUUACCACUCGUUGAUGAUAAUCAGAACUAUAAUUCUUCUUCUGCUGCUGCUGGUGUAACUGGUUCUGAUAGGACUAAUGUUCAAGCUGAUACUUACAUGGAAUUUUUUCCUCAAGGGCCAUCUGAUUCCGGCCUGUUACAUGAGAUUAUUCAAGGGUUUUUGCCUAAAACUUCAUCUGAAAAGAUUGAUCACUCUUCAGAAAGCUCCAUAAAUUGCACUGGACAAUCAAUGGUUAAUGCACCAGUAUCUGAAAUAUCUCCUGGCGAGUUUAGGAGCAUCAAGAAUGAGCAUCUGGUUAAAAAUCAGAACUUGGGUUUAUAUCUUGAUCAUCACCAUGGAGUUCCUGCGCAAUUUGAGAGUUUUCAUGGAGUUGCUUCUCAUUAUCAUGUUCCGUACAGCAACGAUCAGCUUCUACAGAACCAUCAUCUUCUUCAUCAUCAUCAGAUUAUGGGUUCAGACUCCGUUAUAGAUGAUAUUUUCCAGUAUCCAGAUCUUAUGAGUGCCUUUGCUGCUAGAGUCCAGAAUGCUUGAAGGCUCUCUCCUCCUGGUUAUUGGUGCAAGUACUUGCGUUAGCUAGAAGAUUAAUAUGGUUAUACAUCAAAAAGCUGUGUUUUCCUAUUUGUGUUAGUCUCAUAAAUCUCUAUGAAAGUGAUGAAUGCUAAUCAAAUUUAGGGUUUCUGAAUGACAAUUAGCCUAGUUCAUUCAGAUUACGUGUGUCAUGUUACUUAAUGAUAUUAAUAUUGAAAUUUCUUGCUACAUGUCCUGCUA